GGCCGCGGGCGGCAGAGGGAGAGGAUGGAGAACCUGGGGCUGGAGCUGGAGGACACUGGGUCCCCGCGACGCUGGAGCCGCGGAGCGAGAGGGCACAGAGACCCUGGAGUGGAGUUGGGGGUGGACACUUUCAGCCAUGAAUCAGACGUAGAACAUAACUGGCACCAGAUAAGUGCCAUGAUGCUUCCUCAGUCUGCUUCCUGUCUACCCUCAGACUAUGACGAGAGGGGGCACCUUCAUGAUGCUUUCACACAGAUGACACUCGCCCUCCAAGAGGUGGCUGCAGCUCAGGGGUCCUUUAAGGCUGCCUUCCCUAUUGCUGCAGCAAAAAUGAAGAAGACCAUUCAACAGCUUAAAAAAGUCCAGGACUGCAUCCCUCCUUGUGGCGUCCAGGAGGUCACUAGGCGUUUCUACUGCUGGGGCUGCUUUUCCACAGUCUGCGACCUCCCUCUAGACUGUCCAGGUGAGUCGGCAGCGGCAGCGCAGGCAAGCCUGGGAAGGGGCGGGGCUUGUGCGGGCCUGCCAGAACGACCUUUCCUCUCUCCAGUUCAGGACGUGACGGUGAAGCGAGGGGAUCAGGCUUUGUUUUCUUGUAUCGUGGGCUUCCAGUUGCCUGAAUCGGAGCUCACUUACUCAUGGAAAUUCGCGGGAGGAGGUCUCCGGACUCAGGACGUGUCAUACUUCCGUGAUGUGCCAGGGGCCCACGGGUACCUGGCGCGGAUCCGGCCAGUGCAACCCACCCACCGCGGGACCUUCUCCUGCGUGAUCCUGCACGACCAACGCCCCCUGGCGCGGCUUUACUUCUAUCUGAACGUGACCGGCCCUCCUCCGCCUGGGGAGACUGAGCUCCAGGUCACGUUCCGGGAAGUGAUACAUUGGACACCGCGGGAGGCGGAAAUGAUCGAGCCCUGGAGGCCCAGCCUAACCGAACUGCUUGCCAGGCCCCAGGCUCUGACGCUUGGCAACCUGUUCCUGCUCGCGGCUAUUGCUGCACUCGUGUCUGCUAGCGUCACUGUGCUAGUGUGAAUUCGGGUCUGGAAAACAGUCUUGGUGAGCAAAAGACUUGCACUGAGUCAUGAGGACCCCAGUUGGAUCCACAGAACCCAUGUAAAACGGCGGCGUAAGAUACUGAGCCUCUGUAAUCCCUGCUCUUCUAUACAAGAUGAGAGAUGGAGCCAGGAGAAUCCCAGAAAGCUUGUGUGCCACCCAGGCUGGGAGUGCAGUGGAAAAUUAGAGACCCUACCUCAAAGAAGAUGGAAAGCAAGGACUGGAUGCACAGAUGACAUGUCCUUUGACAUCCACCUGUGUGCACACAGUCACACAUGAGCGCACACACAAAGAUAACACAAAAUUAAAAGAAAUGGCUGACGCUGUAGAUGCGGCUGAGUAAAUGGAGUAACUGCCUAGUAUGUUCAAAGCCCCUGCUCCCAUCCUCUGUGAACACAACGUGCUGGUUUGUGUCUAUCAAUCUAGAACCCGGGAGAUGAAAGCUGUUGGAGCUGAAGCUCAAGGUCAUCCUCGCCAAGUUUGAGACUAACCUUUGUUCUAUGAGAGCCUGUCUCAAAAUAAGUGAAAAAUAAUUAUUUUAAAAUAUCAUAAAUGAUCUAUUAUUUAAUAGUAAUUCAUUCAUAUAUUUAAAAAUAAUAGUUAAAAAGAACUAUAAGACCUCAUAGUUAUUUCCCUAGGUAUAUACUUAAGAAUUAGAGUCAUAGGUCCACACAAAAACCUGCUGAAGAACAUCAUAGUCCCAAGUUGGAGACAACUAAAUAUCUGUCUGUUGAUAAUAGGGUGGAUAAAAAUUGUUUGUGUCCUGUCAUGGUCUACUGCUUAACAAUAAAAAGAAAUGAAUCAGAGAUUCAAUGGCUUGAGUGAGCUUUGAAAGUCUUAAGCUAAAUCAACCAUAAAAGGUCACAGACUGCCAGCUUCCAUUUAUAGUACUCUCUAGAACAGGUAAAUUCACAUUUAGAAGAUGAGUGACUGCCUUGAGUGUGUGUGGGAUGAGGGGUGACCACCAGUGAGUAUGGAGUCCCCUGGGGAGAGAUGGAAAUAAGUAGAGUUAGAUUACAGCUAUGGCUGCACAAUGACCAAGUUACUAAACUUGGAGUUUUUUCAUGGAAUGUUGCUAUCCACAGAAAAGGAAG
Chionomys nivalis (European snow vole) is the source of this 2141-nucleotide messenger RNA. RefSeq names its product sperm acrosome associated 6 (gene Spaca6). The transcript has 8 exons. Bases 25 to 1026 code for a protein of 333 amino acids. Gene Ontology annotation, biological process: fusion of sperm to egg plasma membrane involved in single fertilization. NCBI's taxonomy places the organism in Eukaryota, Metazoa, Chordata, Mammalia, Rodentia, Cricetidae. The record is from RefSeq and is a predicted model, not a curated record.